UGAAAAUAGAUUUUGCUUGGAAUAAAUGUGAAAAUGUAAAAAAAAAAAAAAAACAUGUUCAGAAACUUUUACUUGUGUAUUAGAUAUUUUAUCCACAAGAAUAAUUAGAUUUUGUGCUAUUCUGGCUUUGAGCCAAAAUAUUUCAACUCCCAUUUAAUGACUGUGAUCAGACUCAUAGCAGGAAAUCUGUUUAAUGAACUUUGAAGUCAUAAACAGCUCAAUCAAAACAAAAAGACUUCCUUAGAAAGGUACCAUAAAGCCAGUGUGUCCAGAAAACAGAUGUUUUUAUUCAUGAAAGGCAGACUACACCAAUCAAAAGUUAUAUAAUAGUAAUAAGUUUUAUAAAAUUCUUUUGUCAAUAUGUGAGAUUAGAUGUGACAUUGUGGAACAGAUCCUGAAUGGAAACCUGAUCUCAAAACUCUCAUAGUGCAAAAUGAUAAACACCGAGCAUCUUCUUGGGUUCAUACCUGGGUUUAAAUCGUCUUUAACCACAGCACAAUUGCCAAUUCUUUAUUAACUACGAAACACGUUAUACUUCAUAUGGUUAUAUUUUAUGUUUAAGGUUGUAUGUUCUUGUUAGGUCUACAUGUACACCUUAGCAAUGAUGAAUUUAUCUGUUAAUCAUUUGGAAGCAGUUUAAUGCCAUUGGCGAUUUGAAAAUUGCUGGGUGACGUAUUUCAGUUAUUCACUAUCCAGUUCCAGAGUCUGUACCCAAUGUAGAUUCAGAUACUUGUUCUUGGCUUACUGAAGUAGAACUCGAUGUUAUAAGCAACAUGUUGCUGUUGAAGGAUUUAAAUAUUUUUUCUGACAUGCUUUUCUGCUUACCACAAUUGUAAGGGUGAGUUACAGUAGCCUUCUUACUUACAUCAGCUCAAAACAGCCUGGCCAUGCUCCUCUGAUGCUCUCUUCAAGUCCUCUCUGCCCAUAGAACUGCUCCUCACUGGAUGUUUUUAUUUUCUGCAGCAUUGUUGUUUGUGAAAAUCCCAAGAGAUCCCAGGAGCAGUUUCUGAAAUACCCAAAUUUUCCCCUUUCUGAGGUUUUCUGUAAAUAUUAACAAAUAUUAACUUGCAUGAUUUUAUGCAUUGUGCAGCUGCCAAGUGUAUGUCUUCAAUAUAAGUGCCACUUUUCCUUUUUUUGGGGGUCUGGUCUCAAGCUAUUAACACCCUUUAUUUCCACAUGUGUGACUUACAGUAUAGUCUCCUGGGAAAGAGGUGGGAUAUUCAGGGAAAGGCUGUUGUUAUUCUUGUAAAUCUUUGGUGCGGGUGUAAUUUCUGCCCUCAUUUCCUUGACUGACGAGGUUUUAUUGUGAUGAGUUAUCAGUAUUUUAGUGUAGUGGGAAAUUUAGUAGCAUGCUCUUAGUGUAAGCAACAUCAUAAUUUUCCAGUGGACUAUGUGUGACCAAUAUUUCAUGCAAUUUUAAGUGUUUAUGUACAGUCCAAAUACACUGGACAGCCUGAAAUUACAACAGACCGUAUCCUUUUGGGGACAGGAAAGUAAUUCAAUAUUGAUAUACUCAAAUAUUUGUCAUUUAAUUCUCCUUAGUCAUAGAAAAGUAAUAUGAAAGUGCUUUGUCACUCUUACGGUGCAGUAUUUUAAUACCGGUGUGUGAGUGUCUGUGGGAGUGUGUAGAGUGUGUAGUCGUGCAACCCGAUGUUUGUGUUUUCAGCCUUAUCAGUUCCUGAAAGUCCUUCCUUCUUUCUUGCUUCACGCCUGUGUGGCCUGACGUCAUAGGAAGGUUCUUCACCUGUUAGUCUAGAAGACAGCAAUAUGCAGGGUCCUGAGGAAUUACCAACAACUUCUGAUGCAACAGCGGACACACCCGAGACAGCUUUUACUAAAGAUGAGGACCAAGUCUGGGAUGCAGCUCCAGAAUGUUCCAUUUGCUUCACCUCAUAUGAUAACACCUUCAAGACACCUAAAGUUCUGCAGUGCAAUCACAUGUUCUGUCUGGAGUGCCUGUCUCGCUUUGUUGCUGUUUCACCAGAACAAAACUCCACCCAAAUUGUCUGCCCCCUUUGCAGACAACCAACUUCUGUGCCUGAAAAUGGUCCACCGGCUCUCACCACCAGUCAGGAGGUUCUGGGGCAACUGCCCAGCCACCAGCAGCAAGAGGAAAUUGUAUGGCUAGAUGGAGAGAGGCUCUGCUACUCAAAUCCACAGUCGCCCAAUGGUGUCUGCAUUGACAUCGGGGGUAGCAAACAACAGAAUGAGAACAGACAGGAGGAAAUAGAGAUUAAUAACAACAGACUGGGGAAUUGCACACGUCUGAUCAAAACAUGGCAGCGACUGCUGAUAUUCCUUUUGGUGUUGGUCAUACUGCUUAUUAUAGUCAUCUGGCCCAUCCAGUGCAUCUUCAAACAGGGAACAAUUUCAGGCUGCUUUAAGGAUCGGGAGGAGCAUUUGACAUCCUUAACUACAGUUUCAACCAGUACCAAAAGGUAAAUGUUUCCAGGAUUCAAUUCUUCUGGUGAACCUGCAGUGAGGUUGAGUUAUAGAUUUCAAUGCAAACUUACUGAAGAUUAUUCAAGGACAGUGCCAUAGAUAUGGAAUUAUUACAAUCCAAGUCUUCCACAAUCAGAGAUUGCUAAAUCCUGGACAUUGUGCACUCUGCCUUACAGCUUAAGCUUAAGUUUUUGGGAGCUUUAUGCAUGAUUUUCGUAUCAGUCUAAAAAAAAUCAAAGGUGCUGCUAAGAUCAACUGAGCCAAAAAUCUAACAAAUGGUUAUAGAUAUACUGUUCUGGUUGAAAUCUUAAAUUAGUUUGCCUUCCAUUUGUCAUCCUGGUGUGGUUAUAACAAAACCUUGGAAUUUUAAUGUUGAUAACUUUGCUCUUAGAAAUCAAUAUUAUAAAUCAGAUUUUGGAAAAUAAUAAUAUAGGUUGGGCAUAGGUUGUUAAACGUAUUAUAAUGUUGAGUAAAUAUACAGUAGAAAUGUUCUUGCUUGUCAUUAUUCUGCAGCUUAUAUUUACAUAAAUGUCCAUUUUACUACAUUUUAAGUUUACUUGAAAAUUAUUUUAAUUUAUUUUCGUUCAAAUAAAAUUAAAUGGUUAAAUAACUACCCCAUUGGCAGGUAUACAUAAGAGCAGGGCAUAUGUUCAACAUUUUGAACUGAAGACAUUAAAGUCAGUAUUCCAAGGAACAUCUUUAUUAUACAAUGUACAUUACUGUUUAUAUGUACAGCAUUUAUCGAGAAUGACUUACAGCAGUGCUUUGUAGUCUUCAUGGAAAACAUUGUCAUACUUGUACAAAUAGUGAUUUUAUUGUUUAAUCAGUGACCCAGCCCUUCGUUAAAGGAGGGGAAAUUUAUUCUUUCUUGUUGGUGCCAAUACUUCCAAGUACUUCCUUGUGCUAUGAGGGGUGGUGGCUCAUUUGAUUGAAUUAUGCCUUAUUAAGAAAUAUCUUCCAGGUGAAAAAACAAAUACUUCUAUACACUAAACCAAGGGCAUAUUAUUGAGAGGUCAGGCAAUUUUAUUAAAUCACAGUAUUUUGCCUUCUGGUGAUCUAUUCCAUCAUUCAAUGAUUUCUCCAUUUUCCACUGUACAAGUGUUUGUGAAUGGCCAGAUUGUGGAAAUGUAAAUGUUCCAGGUUGUGUUAUGUAUGUACUAAAAUGUUAACAGUGAUGUAAAGGUGGAGGUACUGUGCUACAUAAAACAAAAUGUUUAUAAAAUACCUUUUAUAAAUGAUUACUCGCACACACUUUGUCAUAUUGACUAUAAAGCCAAUCCCAUUUCUUUGGAAUUGUAUCAUCAAGAAAAUAAAACCAUUAAAAGAUGA
Molecule: messenger RNA, 3771 nt
Organism: Tachysurus fulvidraco (yellow catfish)
Lineage: Eukaryota; Metazoa; Chordata; Actinopteri; Siluriformes; Bagridae
Product: RING finger protein 223
Exons: 2
Coding region: 1768-2442 (224 amino acids)
Biological process (GO): protein ubiquitination
Molecular function (GO): ubiquitin protein ligase activity
Source: RefSeq, a predicted model, not a curated record